AUGGCAGAGAGCAGCAACUACGACUACCUCUUCAAGGUGGUAUUGAUCGGUGAUUCCGGCGUAGGGAAAUCAAACCUGCUGAGCAGGUUCACGAGGGGAGAGUUCAACCUCGAGUCCAAGUCUACUAUCGGGGUAGAGUUCGCGACGAGGUCGAUUGACGUGGAUGGAAAGACGGUCAAGGCGCAGAUCUGGGAUACUGCCGGCCAAGAACGCUACCGCGCCAUCACCUCGGCAUACUACCGUGGCGCCGUCGGCGCGCUGCUCGUAUACGAUAUCGCCAAGCACGGGACGUACGAUAACGUCGUCCGGUGGCUCAAGGAACUUCGGGACCAUGCCGAUUCCAACAUUGUCAUUAUGCUCGUGGGGAACAAGAGCGACUUGAAGCAUUUGAGGGCGGUUCCGACGGAGGAGGCGAGGGCUUUCUCUACUGAGAACGGCCUGUCAUUCAUCGAGACCUCGGCUCUGGACGCUUCCAACGUUGAAGGCGCCUUCCAGACUAUCCUGACUGACAUCUACCGUAUCGUCUCGUCCAAAUCGCUCGAAUCAAGCGGGGACGUCAUCAAGCCCAGCGGGGGCGAGACUAUUCUCGUCACCCCUACGGCGGACGAUGGGGGUGCGCAGAAGGGUAAGGGGUGUUGUUAG
This is a messenger RNA of Dioszegia hungarica, 642 nucleotides long. RefSeq names its product ras family-domain-containing protein. The transcript is spliced from 6 exons. Gene Ontology annotation, molecular function: GTP binding; GTPase activity. Gene Ontology annotation, biological process: exocytosis. The coding region runs from base 1 to 642 and encodes 213 amino acids. Gene Ontology annotation, cellular component: recycling endosome. NCBI's taxonomy places the organism in Eukaryota, Fungi, Basidiomycota, Tremellomycetes, Tremellales, Bulleribasidiaceae. The record is from RefSeq and is a predicted model, not a curated record.